AUGCUUCGCUAUAUUUUAAUUUUCCUUUUCUUCAAUUCAUUAUGUUAUAAUGGAAAAGCAGAAUUAGCUAUUUUUGAUAAAUUUGUUAAAUACAUUUUGAUCAAUAAAAACGUUCAGACCCAACUUUUUGCUUUUGAUGUCGAAUAUGGUUUGGAUGUCCUUCGAGGAAUUCAUGAAGAUAUAGUUGAUGAAUUGGUUAUAUAUUGGAGUGAAUUUCCACAAAUUCUGAAUCAACACGAAAUUGCUUACAUUUAUAAUGUAAUUGGCGAUAUUGUUAAGAUUGAUAAUGAUAAUAAUUAUUAUUGGAAUGUUAAAGAUAUUAUAAAUAAAUUUAGAAGAAAUACAGGACAUUUGUUUAUACCAACAAUAUUUUAUGAGGGCCUUAGUAAGUUUUAA
Messenger RNA from Meloidogyne enterolobii, 396 nucleotides. Lineage: Eukaryota; Metazoa; Nematoda; Chromadorea; Rhabditida; Meloidogynidae. The record is from the annotation of a GenBank genome assembly.